CUUGUUCAUCUUUUGCCCGCUUUCAGACAAUCACAAUCACCACUACAACACACGAUUUCACCUCCACCGCCAGCUGUUUGCUAUUGUGCUCGGUCUCCCUCUUAUUCACUGCUUGUCAAUAUGACGUGAAUCUCCUCUGCGCAUCUUGUUCUCAACUACCUGCACCCUUUUAGUCUACUAGAUCUGGAACAUAGUUCGCAGUUGAAGACAGACAAGACGAGCAGACAAGCAGGCACUGACUUCGACCAGAGCACGAUCUCCUCCUCCUUUUACCUCUUGACAUUUUCCUAAUACUUUUCUUUUCAAGUCGUUUCCGGUGCAGAUUCUGAAAUGGCGAGCCCAGAGAGCGGUGGUUACUCGCCGCCGGCCGAUUUAACUUCAGCGCCGACGCCAGAGCCCCAACUGACUGACCCUUCUGCGGUGGUCGAAACAAACAACACCAAUGACGUUACCUCACUUGAUCAUGCGACGCCGCCGUUACAUGACGCUGGAAUAGAGGCCGACUUCGCGGAACAACCUCAGGACACAGUACAGUCUCCGCCGCGGUCGAACGACCAGCCAGCCCCAGCGAAAGCUGUCACGCAGGCAGCGGCCACGACGAAUUCGACGCAGUCAUCCACCUCGACGCCUGCGCAAGCAAAACCACGGAUCGUCGGCGGCUUUGAAGUUGAUGAUGACCCCGAAGAAGAUGAAGGCAGCCCGGAUGGAAAUGAUGAGGGCGAUGUCUAUGAUCCGGCCGUCGGCUUGGAUUUCGAUGUCUCUACACCACCCCCUGCAAAUGCGCUUGAUAGAACUCCCCAGUCACCAGAACAAGAAAAUGGAAACACUCCUGCUCCUGUCCAGGCCACUGGUAGUCCCGCUGACAUUUCUUCUUCCACUCUUCCCGCUGCUGCCGCCGGUGUGGGUGUUGAUGCUGAUGCUGAUGCACCGACACGUACUGCAACUGCUACACCUGCUGCUCAAACUGCUUCUGAUGUUGUUCCACCUCGGCCUGAUCAUCUGUCCCACUCUCCUGUGAAUGGAGCUAUUGCUCCGGGCUUGCCCAAGUCUCGACUCGCUCAUGACGUGGUGGGUAUCUUGGAAGAUCGCAUCAAAGAAGAUCCCCGUGGCGAUAUCGAUGCGUAUCUCGAACUGAUCCAAGAAUUCAAGAGUCGAAACAAGCAAGAUGAAGUCCGCCGAGUGUAUGAGCAGUAUCUCUCAGUCUUUCCAUAUGCUGCUGAACAAUGGUGUGCUUACGUCAAGUGGGAAGAGGAGCAUGACAGGAUGCGUGCUAUGGAGACACUCUUCAACCGAUCCCUGCUUGAGGUUCUGGACGUGCAGCUGUGGACUCUGUACAUCAACUAUGUCCGUCGUCGCAACAGUAUGCAGUCUGGAGACGUUGCGCGAUCUUACAACAUCAUCAAUGACGCUUUCAGCUUCGCCCUCAAGACCAUUGGUAUGGACAAGGACUCUGGUAGCCUUUGGCAAGACUACAUCAACUUCUUGAAGUCCGGCCCAGGAACUGUUGGCGGCACAGGCUGGCAAGAUGGCGCCAAAGUAGACACUCUACGUGAGGCAUACCAGAAAGCCAUUGCGGUGCCGACGGCAGCCACCACCGUCUUGUGGAAGGAAUACGACGCGUUUGAGACUGGUUUGAGCAAAAUCAAUGGCCGGAAAUACCUGCAAGAAAAAUCGCCCAUCUACAUGACCGCCAGGACGGCAUAUACCCAGCUGCAGAACUUGACAAAAGAUCUCAAGCGGACAUCGAGGCCCAGAUUGCCCCCAGCCCCUGGAUUCGAAGGCCACGACGAAUACAUGAAACAGGUUGGCAUUUGGAAACAGUGGAUUGACUGGGAAAAGGAGGACAAUCUCGUACUCAAAGAUGAGGAUCUUCCACUGUGGAAAAGCCGAGUUCUGUUCACGUACAAGCAAGCGCUUAUGGCGCUACAAUUCUGGCCAGAGAUGUGGUACGAUGCCGUUGAGUUUUGCUUUGCCAACGGUCUGGAGAGCGACGGGACCAAACUGCUCAACCAGGGCAUUGCGUCCAACCCCGAGGCGCCUCUGCUUGCCUUCAAACUCGCCGAUCGCAUCGAGUCGUCCACUCAAAACGACGAAGGAUCGGACCCUGGCGCCAAAGAGAGGAUGAAAAAGAUACGAGAGCCCUAUGAUCGGGUGCUGGACGCCCUGUACGAAUUGGUCAAGAAAGUGGCAGCCCGGGAGAAGCAAGACAUCCAGCAGGCGGAACUUGCAACUGCAUCGAACGGAGAUGGGAACGGUUUGGGAGAAGACGAAAUCAAUGCCGCCAAUGUCACGGCGAAGAAAGCAGUCCUUGAUUCCGAGAUCGACAAGAUCAAGAAAGCCGCGCUCGCACAAACAUCCACACUCAGCCGCAUGAUCUCACACGUGUGGACUGCUUUGAUGCGUGCCACGCGAAGAGUGCAAGGUAAAGGAUUGCCUACGGACCGUGGCCCAAGCGGGUUCCGCACGGUUUUUGGCGAAGCGCGCAAGCGAGGCAAACUCACCAGCGACUUCUACGUGGAAUCCGCUCAGAUCGAGUGGCAGUGCUACCGGGACCCGACCGGAACAAAAAUCUUGGAUCGCGGCAUGAAGCUCUUCCCCGAGGACGACUAUCUUCCGCUGGUGUACAUCAAACAUUUGUUUGAAAUCAACGAUGUCACCAAUGCCCGAGCCGUGUUCGAGACGACGGUUAAGAGACUCCUUGCGCACGGAGAUGCCGAGCACACCGCCAAAGCGAAACCGCUCUUUGCUUUUCUUCAUGACCACGAGUCCAAAUAUGGCGAAUUGGCUCAGAUCCAGGCGCUUGAGGAGAGAAUGAGGAAACAUUUCCCCGAGGAUCCCACGCUCAAACUGUUCUCUAGCAGAUACAGCACGCCUACCUUUGACACCAUCAAUGUUCAGCCGAUCAUCUCCCCUCGGCAGAUGCAACCCAAACAAAACAAUAAUGCCAACGUGAUGCCUUCGAUAGAAGGACCCGAAGGGACGGUCAAUUCGCCUAUCCAAAAGGUCAUUGACUCCAUCACCACCAACUCUCCGAAACGGCCGUUUCCCGACGAUUUUGACGACGGCAUUGGACCCCGAAAGAUGGCGAGGGGCGAGUCGCCGCUCAAGGGAGCCGCUGGCCGACGCAUGAACCAACAGCAACAGCAGCAACAAAAUUAUCAACAGCAAUACCAACAGCGUGUACUACAACAACAAAACAACCCUCCACCACCACAGGCUGCAUCGUUCCCUGUUGUUCCUCCUCCUCCACUGCCUCCUGCAAUCACCUAUCUUUUAAGUAUUCUUCCAAAGGCGUCAACGUAUGUCGAGGCCAGACUCGACCCGGCGAAAAUGGUCGAGUUGAUUCGCGACGUUCAUCUUCCCCCGCCAGGCGCCGUGGGCGGCCAGUUUCCGCAGCAUCAGCAUCCUCCUCCGCAGCCCGCGGCCACUCCUGCUACGGGUUGGGGUCUCUAUCAGCAGCCUCAGCCGCAGAUUCCGCCGCAGGGAUAUAUGCCGGCCCCGGCCCCUGGGGUUUCACAGGGUCAAUAUGGAAGUGCCCCGUUUCGGUAUGCAUAAGGUGGUUCUAAAAACAGGGCAGCCAACAACAUCAUCGUCUGCCAGACGUACGAACCGCACCGGGCUGCACGGAGGCAUCUCUAACUGCUUUUCCUUGCUUGCGAUACCAUGGGUUGGGUUGACGUUGCAUUGGGUUAGGGUUGGGGUCAAUGACGCUGGAUGUUGCCAGUGAGUGCUGGAUGCUGGACAGGACGCACGGGGCACGGCACGGAGUCAUGUCCAUGAGAAUGGGUCUUGCAAUUUUUCCUCUUCAGCUAAGCUACCUAGGUAUUGGGGCAUUUUCUCCGCAUUGUAUUGUAUUGCCUCGGGUUGGCAUGGAAAGGCAUCGUCCUGGCGAUGAAAAAAUUUCUGCUCAAACAUGGUCGCUUUGCAUUCUCGCAAGAAAAAUUGCAGCGGCUUGCUUCAAUUUGGUGGAAGUCAAAUGUACAUUACAAAUAAAAACAACAACAGAGCAUCGAGCGACGAUCCCGUAUUACUAUACUACCUGGAAGUACCUGGUAUCGACGUAGACCAGUAGAGACCAUAUUCGUGGGAUAUGGGAAUCCACCCAUUAUAUUCAGCCACCUCACCAUCCCCUUUCUCGCAUCUCCUCUCACGUCCUCUCAAAACUGCUACCAUCAUACCAA
Exophiala dermatitidis NIH/UT8656 is the source of this 4181-nucleotide messenger RNA. RefSeq lists its product as uncharacterized. The record is from RefSeq and is a predicted model, not a curated record. Lineage: Eukaryota; Fungi; Ascomycota; Eurotiomycetes; Chaetothyriales; Herpotrichiellaceae. Gene Ontology annotation, biological process: mRNA 3'-end processing. Gene Ontology annotation, cellular component: nucleus. Gene Ontology annotation, molecular function: mRNA binding; protein binding. The transcript has 4 exons. The coding region runs from base 331 to 3555 and encodes 1074 amino acids.